GGGACAGCCCCGGCGGGGCGGGGCGGGGCGGGCAGCGAAGGGCAGGAAGAUGGCGGCCUCCCUGUGGCUGAGCGGCGGCGGCGGCGGGGGGGUGGCGCGGCUGCUGCUGCGCGGGCGGGCGGCCCUGGGCGCUGGCGCCUCUCGCCCCGCUCGGGCGGCCUGGAGGCUCCUGCACGGGACCCACGAGCUGCGCGGUACGCCUGCUAUUAAAGUUCUCAUGCCUGCACUUUCUCCUACAAUGGAAGAAGGAAACAUUGUGAAAUGGUUAAAAAAGGAAGGUGAAACAGUGAAUGCUGGAGAUGCUUUGUGUGAAAUUGAAACGGACAAAGCAGUGGUUACCAUGGAAUCAAGUGAUGAUGGCAUAUUGGCUAAAAUACUGGUGGAAGAAGGAAGUAAAAAUGUACGCUUGGGCUCACUAAUUGGCCUGCUGGUAGAAGAAGGACAGGACUGGAAGGCGGUUGAAAUACCAGCUGAUGCUGGUGAUCCAUCUUCUCUGGCUCCACCAGCAGCUGUGCUUACCUCAACUCCUGCAGGUCCUUCAGUUUCAGCCCCUCCUAAGCUGGCGCAUCAUGCUGGAAAACUGCAGAUUCGCUUAAGUCCUGCAGCUCGCAACAUUCUGGAGACGCAUGGACUAGAUCCAAGCAAAAUUACACCUUCUGGGCCCCGUGGAAUCUUCACUAAAGAGGAUGCUCUCAAACUUCUGCACGAGAAGCAGAAGGGCAAACCCAGUGACCUGAAACCUGUGGUUUCUCCAGCUCCUCCCCAGCCUACUGCAGUGCCUUCUGCUCCGCCAGCAACAGCUGUGACUUCUGCUUAUCCAAGGCCAGCAAUUCCACCAGUUUCCACAGCAGGACAACCUGCUCUACCGGGCACAUUCACCGAAAUCCCUGCUAGCAACAUUCGAAGAGUUAUUGCUAAGAGAUUAACAGAGUCAAAAACUACUAUACCUCAUGCAUAUGCUGCUGCUGACUGUGACAUUGAUGCUAUUUUGAAAUUAAGGAAAGAAUUGGCUAAAGAUGACAUUAAAGUAUCUGUAAAUGACUUUAUUAUCAAGGCAACUGCAGUUACUUUGAAGCAAUUGCCAGAUGUGAAUGUAACCUGGGAUGGAGAGGGCCCCAGGCAGCUGCACUCCAUUGACAUUUCUAUUGCUGUGGCAACAGACCGAGGUCUCAUUACACCAAUCAUAAAAGAUGUUGCUGCCAAGGGAAUACAGGAAAUUGCUGCCUCUGCAAAGGCUCUAGCAAAGAAAGCAAGAGAUGGGAGACUGUUACCGGAGGAAUAUCAGGGAGGAUCAUUUAGUAUCUCCAAUCUGGGCAUGUUUGGCGUCAGUGACUUCAUUGCAGUCAUAAACCCUCCGCAGGCCUGCAUCCUAGCUGUGGGCCGAGCAAGACCCGAGCUCAAGAUUGUGGAAGAUGAAGAAGGAAAUGAGAAACUUAAGCAGCAUCAACUCAUGACAGUGACUCUGUCAAGUGAUGGCCGGGUGGUAGAUGAUGAACUGGCUUCAAAGUUUCUGGAGACCUUAAAAGCCAACAUAGAGAAUCCAAUACGACUUGCUUUGUGUUAAAUUCGGUGAAGAUUGCUUCCUGUUUUGACAGCAUUUAGAAUUCUGUUACAGAAAAACAACCCCAAGUAUGUAUAGAGGGAAAUAAGUAGUGUCAGGUGGACAGUUUAAAUAUUAAUUUAUUUGAAAUAACCUGAAAAACUGUUAAUUUUCAUCUUUUUGGUCAUUUCUAGUUCUUGGAUUUUAUAUUGUGAAACUAAAAGACUUUUAAAUAUAAGGUUAACAUAUUAUAGUUCUUUAAAUGUUUAGUACUUAUGGCACAUAAUGUUUGAAUAGAAUAGUCAAUCUUCUCUGUAAGGGAAAGUAUAAGAACACUUAUGAAAUGUAAAAGGGAAUGAAAUGCUUUAUUUAAGCACAGCUUUUACAGUGAGGAAUGCAAGUAUCAUAACUGAGCAAAAUCCUACUAUGAGUUGUGGUUAAUAUUGAAAUCACUGAGUAGCUAAACUACACUGCUAGAGCAGGAAGUUUUUCAGUUUACAAAAGACUUUUCUAGCAUGUUGCACCAUCUGAAUUAGUUUGAAAUAAUACCAAGAUUUUGACAGAGAUUUCAAAGGUUUCUACGUAAGAACAAAGAAGUUAGAAACCAAAAUAAGUUCUGGUCUGGUUUUAGUUGCAUCACAGACUUGACUGUUCUAUAUGUAGGUUUUUCUGUGAGCUGCAGUGAGGAGAAUAAGAUUGCCAUGGAGAUAAAUGGGGGAAAGAAAUGGCAGGAAUUUCUGACAAAGACUAAGAUAGAUCCUAGGUAAAGAUGCCAUGUCUCAAAAUAUUGACAAGUAUCUGACAAUCCACAGCCUCAUUCAUAAAAUUAGAUCUCAUUAAAACAAGUUUAAACUGCAGGCACAUCUUUUUUCCAGUGUUUUAAGAUUACUGCUUAAUCUAAUGCCCUGUAGAAGGCAGAGAGGAGAAACUUGUCUAAAUAAAAGUUCUCCAUAGAGGAUGGACUAUCAGCCUCAUUGAUAUAAGUGUUUGAUAGAACCAAAAUUUAGUGAAAACUGAAUUUGUUGUGUAACAACUAAUAAUAGAUAGCUAAUUAAUUUAAAAAAAUAGUUGUCUCCAAACUUAGAAGUUGCCCCAAGUCAAAUCUCUCUCAAUGCCACAAAACAUUAAAUUUUUUUUUCCAGAUACUCUGAGGUAAAUUUUGUGUAACUUCAAGCUGAAGUUGAUUGUGCAGACAGUACUAGCUUUUUGAUCUCUUAAUCUCACAGAGGUUCCAGUAUGAAAGGUCAAAUUUUGCGCACUGAAUAUUUGCUGAAUAAAGCUGUUCUUUGAAUGGAUAAAAUAAAAAUGCAAGUACAAAAUGUUUCUUCGUCAGUUGCAUAUGGAAUUGUAACCCUGUUGGAGGCUUAUGUACAGCAGCCUGAAAUUCAGAUGAACAGAAAUGGCUACUUUUUUCCUAUAUAUAAAUGUGGAACCAUGCAUUGUAUGUGCUUGUAAGGAAAUAAGUACAUUUAUAGGACCUCGUGAGAAUAUAAAUUGCCAGUAGAAUUCUGGGAGCUUGUGUUACUCUAUUUUGUGUUGCUAUUAUUGUUAUUUUAGGAUUCAGAGGACUUUAUUUGUUUAUGGCUGCUGCCAUAAUUAAAAUGCUAAUUGCAAGACUAAAUCUGCAGUUAAUGCUGAGUUGAGAGUUUUCACUAAACUAGUUUUUCUUUGGCUUGUUCUGAUACAAGUUUCAUAAACUAUCAGUGUAGCAUUAAGGAGAGAAGAAACUUUUGAUUAUGGAAUUUGUUUUAUUGUGCAAUUAUUGACACACCCUUUGUGUAUUUACAGAAGUCUUUCACUGAUAAAUUGUAUUCAAAGUUGGUUGCAUAAGAUUAAUUUACAGUUUUAGAUGGUCAACCAUGAAUUUUUCCAAAGUUGUCAGGCAAUUCCAGAUUACUCUGAAAGGAAAAAAAAAAAAAAAAUAUAUAUAUAUAUAUAUAUGUUGUUCUUAAUAAUAUCAUACAACAAGUUCAUAUUUGUUUUUUAUCGCUAAACCUACUCUGCCCAUCAAAAUUCCCAGUGUAAUUUAAAAUCCAAUACACUGUUCUUUAUUUUCUGUUCUUGGUGCUCUCUAGUGUUGCUGUGUGCUCUCCAGCAUUCUGCUGUUUUGUUGGUCACAGUAAAGGGCUGCAUGAAUGUUCUUAUAUGCAAAUUUUUUAUAUAUAUACAUAAAAAAUCAAAUAUAUAGUGCAAGCCAGUAUAUUUUACAGAUUUCUUUUGGGAGCCACUGGAAGGCGCUAUUGUAUAUGACUAUAGAAUAUUUAUCAUGAUGUCUCAUUCAUGUGGGUAUUAAUACAUGCAUUCUACCUUCCUAGUCUAUGCAAAUAGAUGAAGGUAAUAAAACUUUUUCUCCAGGUUAAAUAAACAUACAAAUUUUUAAAUUCAGUUUCUUCACACCUGCCUGCUUGUGAGCUGGUUGUCACUUGACAGAAAGAUAGUUAGACAUAUCUAAUUUAUCAGUCAGCCUUUGAAGGAGCUCUCCUGAAAUUCAGAAAUGUGAUAUCAGUCAGCUCCCAAAGAAAUACCUCUUCUUAAUACAGAAUAAUUGUAGCAUUCAGCAACAUCUACUACUUUAGCAGAAAUGAGACAAAUAAUUGCUCAUACAGAUUAAAAUAAAACAAUGUAUUCCUGGAGACCUUUGGGAUUUUAAGACAGGGGCAAUAGAUAAAAUGGCUCAGAAGGCAAACCAUGAAAAAUGGUUAUAGUGGUCACAUUUGUAGCAAAUUUGCCUGAAAGUAAAAAUUUCACAGAUGAAAAAUACAACUUUUCAUAUUUUGUUCCUUAAUGUCUGCUGUCAGCAUCUUUUUGACAUACCUAAGCAAGAGGUACAUGAAAACAUCUAACUUUUUGAAGAAUUAAAAAAUUGAAAAUAAAAGUUUGAAGAGUGUG
This is a messenger RNA of Dromaius novaehollandiae (emu), 4429 nucleotides long. RefSeq names its product pyruvate dehydrogenase complex component X (gene PDHX). Gene Ontology annotation, molecular function: acyltransferase activity. Gene Ontology annotation, cellular component: mitochondrion; pyruvate dehydrogenase complex. Lineage: Eukaryota; Metazoa; Chordata; Aves; Casuariiformes; Dromaiidae. The coding region runs from base 50 to 1564 and encodes 504 amino acids. Gene Ontology annotation, biological process: pyruvate decarboxylation to acetyl-CoA. The transcript has 11 exons. The record is from RefSeq and is a predicted model, not a curated record.